AACUCGGCAAAAGGUCACAACAUCUGGUUUAGCAGACCCAAUGCAGGACACAGAUGUUACAGUCAAUAUUUUGUUGAAGUGCUGUGUCGUUUUAUGUUCAAGAAAGAUUCGCUUUGUAAUUGGUGAUUCAUCGCCGCAACAUGGGGAGGACGUCCUUCUCCUGUGUUUGCAUGAUUCUGGCCAUCAUGCGAGGGACUGUUUACUGUCGGCCGACUUGUUCGGUGCUAGAAUUUCCUGAGGUCAUUGAGAACAUUGUUCAAGCCAGAGUGAACGAAAGUGUCACCAUUCGCUUUAGUCUGAACACUGAAAGCUGUUCCUCGGUCCCUGACGAGUUCAACAUCAAAGUCACGCAAAAGGUCAACAAUCGGGUCACUCAGGUCUGCAGGAUUCGUCUGAAAGGAGGGAAAUGUACUCUCUCAGAUACGUCAUCGACGUGUUACUGCCCCUCGAGUACCGGCGAAAUGCUGUUUUUGAAACGUGUGACUAAAGCUGAUGACGGUUUAUACACAUGGACAUGGAGUGAGCAGCUUUCGGGUGACAAUGAAAAGAAGAUCACUCUUCGUGUCAUUGAGGAGAAUAAGCCACGAAGUAAUGACACACAAGUACCUCAGGUCUCAACCCCAGUUCCAGACGACAAGCCUUCGAAAGAAAAGGUGACUCCAGUGCCAGAUGCCGAGAGGUCCCUAGACCGGAUGUCUCCAGUGCCAGAUGGCGAACGUUUACCUGACAAGGUGACUCCAGUGCCAGAUGGCGGCGGGUCGCGAGACCGGAUGACUACAGCCCCGGAUGGCCAGGUGUCUCGAGUUACACCAGUUUCAGAAGAGGAGCGUAGGAGACAUCCUCUGAGUCCAGGUUCGCACAGAGACAAGAAGACUGAAGGUCCAGACCCCAAACACCAAGAAUCUGACAGCAUCCUUCCCGACAUGACCCGCGCUGUGCAUCAAAAGGAUGCUGACGGUGGUCUGGACAUCAAACUGAUCGUCAUCGGCGCCAUUUUUGUCGGCGUUGUGUUGGUAGUGGUCAUUGCAGGGGCUUUGAUCUACCUCAUAAGAGGUCAAAGAAGACUGAGGGAGGCUCACCGGGCAGGAGGAGUCAGCACCGCGUGUAGCAGCCCUCAAGCUCCUCCUCCUCCUGCAGACUCCAGAGAACAGGCAAGCGACAUUUAUGACGAAAUCCCAGACCAUCAAAAGCAGCAGAGCAAACUCUCUGGAGACAAUCCCGAAGGUUGCCACCAGCCACGAGCUAUGAGAUCCUAUGUGAAGAUCCUCCAUCCAGACACAAAGAUGGUGGACCAGAAGAUGAUGGGCAGGUUGUCCUCCUCACUGAGCUCUGUGGAGUACCUGCACCCUGUGAGCCUGUGUUUUGACAAGGAGAAGGAGCUGAUCGUCAGGUACACGGCCUUGGCGCUGGACAACUUGGAAAACCCUGAGAACCCCGAGAACCCUGACUGUCCUGCUAAACCUCACAACCCGAAAUUCUAAAAAAUCUAUGUAUGCUGUAUUUCUUAUCUUAACUGACAGAAAUAGAUGCACAUAUUAUUCCAGUUGUCAAUCUUGCAAAAGAUCCUAAAAGUGAUCGAAUGACUUUGGGGAGCAGGCUUAAUUUUUAGCUGAUGUCUUUGGAAAAGAAGUGAAGACAAAGACAAUGUACCUUCCCUUCCUCUGUCUUCUCUAUAUCGGUUUACUAUAAUACUAGCACUAGUGUUAGUUCCAGUGCUCAUGAGUCUUGGUCGGGAGAGAAAACAAGCGACAAGAUUUAAUUUUGAUGAAGUGUCUGCCCUACACUGACUCUAUAUAUAGAGAGAAAUUUAAUCAUGUGUACACUGACAUGGACAUUGAAUAGACCCUGGACUUUUUAUAUCCUUCAUUUAGUUGUUGCUGUUUCCGGUACCCACCAAACUAAGGCCAACAUACCAGCACGAUUGUAACAUAGUUUCUAUUGUUGUCUAGUUUGUCCAAUGAAUAAAGCUCCUCAUUUGGUGGCCAAACUAUAGAAAAGAUAAAAAUUACACUAAUUAUCAAUAGGAAGAGAAGUGAGAAAGAAUGAAAAAAGGAAGAAAAAAGAACGUAGAAAUAAGUCUACAACAGAGAAGAAUUUGUAGAAGAGGAGAUAAAAGAAGAGGGGAUAGACAAAAUAAAGACCAAAUGAAAAUAAGAUAAGGACAAAAUCACAUUUGAAGAGAGAGAAAGAGGAGAGGGAUGUCUCGGAAAGGAAGAGGUGGAGCUGGGGAUGAGGAGAGGAAAGGAGAUUAAAACGCGAUUGAAUGUAACUCUGCAUUGAUGUACAGUCUUUACUCUUAAGUAUCAUUCUUUUUCGUUUAUCUGCUUGCUUUGUUUAUUAGUGCAUCAGACAGUCAGUCUUUUUAUUUGAAUGUAACCCUCUUCCCUCUUUCUGCUUAAGUUUCGUGAGAUGAGUGUCCAUACAUUGCCUCUUCACGAGAAUUAAAUCGCUUGUGUUUUUCUUGCAAAAA
Molecule: messenger RNA, 2470 nt
Organism: Pomacea canaliculata
Lineage: Eukaryota; Metazoa; Mollusca; Gastropoda; Architaenioglossa; Ampullariidae
Exons: 6
Coding region: 141-1481 (446 amino acids)
Source: RefSeq, a predicted model, not a curated record